UGCUGGUGCUGCCUCCCUUGUGCCGUCGGAAGGACAGACCGACCCCCGGGGAGCUCCCCUCAGCGCAGGGGCACGCUGCGCGGACCGGCUCCUCGCCUCAGCGGCCCGGGGACCGUCACAGCCAUGUCGUGGAAAAAUCCACAUCCACCUGCGUCGUGUCUCAUCCACACCGCGGAGAGCGACCAGAACGCAACAAACUCCGGUGGGAGCCGCCGUCCCCAGCGCUUAAGGGCUUUGCCAGGAGACUGGGCAGCUGGGGGUUAGGGAUGUGCAUCCCGAAUUAAUUAUCCUUCACUCUACAAUGCACCCGCCUUCGGGGGGAGGGGAGCUCCCAAAAUCCGCUAUGCAUUGUUUUUAGUAGCACUUUGGGGGCUAGGAAGCCGUGAGGAUCUGCCACUCUCUGCGACCGCCUUGCGCUGGGCCCAGUCGCUUCACCUCAUCUGUAUAAAAACCGGAGCCCUCCUUCCCAGCGAGCUCCCGGCGGAGGAGGGCUGCGGGGAGACCCGCAGAGCACCGGCUGCUCCCUGGGGUGGGAGGCGGUGCCGCCCCUUCUUCUUCCCUCCCUCGCUCUUCAGCCCGCUCACAGCGAGACCAGAUCCGGGACGGGCUGUCCUGGGGGCUCCGCGCCUCCCCCUCGCCCGGCCGGGGGGCGGUGGCGGCAGAGAAAAUGGCGGGUGGCGAGGCCGGCGAUGAGGGGAAAGCACAGAUAAAAAUGGAAAAAAGGCGGCUCGCCAGCCCGACAUCGCUGCCGCCCCAGGCCACGGCGCACAGGGAAGCGAUCCCCCUAGAUGAAGGGACUGAGUGAGAUGCACAGCUGUUUCUUCCCGGUUCUAGGCUGGGUACUGUCAUUGGCAUCUUAGGUGUGCCCAAAGGCAAUAUCCUGUCCCUUCACUUUCCCAUCUAAAAUGGUUUCCUGCAUCCUACAGGUAAAUUCUAAUUAAUGCAGGCAAAAGGGCCUCCCGCCUUCAGAGAGAGUUUGAAGAAAUCUUGCCUGAAUGUUUCUGAGCGUUGUUGUGCUUCUAGCUGCUCAGCAUGUCUUCGCUGCUCCAGCUCUGCACGCUCUGACCAUGAGCAACAACUUCUCCCUCAGCAACGUGAAAGGCCUGAGGAAUCUCACCGCGCAGGAAGACGGGGUGGUCAGAGUCACAGAGUCCAUUGCUAUAAUCGUCAUUGCUAUUUUCAUCUGUUUGGGCAACCUGGUGAUUGUCGUCACCCUGUAUCGGAAGUCUUACCUUCUCACGUUGAGCAACAAGUUUGUGUUCAGCCUGACCCUCUCCAACUUUCUACUCUCCGUCCUGGUGCUGCCCUUUGUUGUCACCAGCUCCAUUAGGCGGGAAUGGAUCUUUGGAGUCGUUUGGUGCAAUUUUUCAGCCCUGCUCUACAUGCUGAUCAGCUCAGCCAGCAUGCUUACUCUUGGACUCAUAGCUAUAGACCGGUACUAUGCUGUCCUUUACCCUAUGGUUUACCCGAUGAAGAUAACGGGCAACAGAGCAGUGGUGGCUCUUGUGUAUGUGUGGCUACAUUCCCUUAUUGGCUGCCUCCCUCCUCUCUUCGGCUGGUCGUCUUUGGAGUUCGACCAAUUCAAGUGGAUGUGUGUGGUGGCCUGGCAUAAAGAGGCAGGCUACACUGCCUUUUGGCAGAUCUGGUGCGCGCUGCUGCCUUUCAUGGUCAUGAUGGUCUGCUAUGGAUUUAUAUUCCGCGUGGCAAGGAUUAAGGCCCGCAAAAUCCACUGUGGUAGUGUCGUCAUCGUGGAGGAGGACUCUCAGAGGAACGGGAGGAAGAACUCCAGCACCUCCACAUCCUCUUCUGGCAGCCGAAGGAACGCUUUCCAAGGGGUUGUCUACUCGGCCAACCAGUGCAAAGCUUUCAUAACCAUCUUGGUUGUCAUCGGUGCUUUUGUGAUUACGUGGGGGCCUUACAUGGUAGUAAUUACAUCAGAGGCACUUUGGGGAAAAAAUAGUAUUUCCCCUGCCUUGGAGACAUUAGCUACGUGGUUGUCCUUUUCCAGUGCCAUUUGCCAUCCACUAAUUUAUGGACUGUGGAACAAGACAGUGCGCAAGGAGCUACUAGGAAUGUGCUUUGGGGAUCGGUAUUACCGUGAGUCGUUUGUUCAGCGGCACAGGACAUCCAGAUUAUUCAGCAUUUCCAAUAGGAUCACAGAUUUAGGACUCUCUCCUCAUCUUACUGCCCUCAUGGCAGGUGGGCGGCCAUUAGGAAACAGCAGCAGCACAGGAGACACAGGUUUCAGCUGCUCACAGGAUUCAGGAACUGACGCGAUGCUUCUUGAAGAUUAUAGCUCAGAUGGUGCUCAUGCCCCACACUGCAUCUGUCCUCCUCGAAGGAGGAGUUCAGUGACGUUUGAAGAUGAAGUAGAGCAAAUCAAAGGUGGGUUUAGGGAAGCUGCAAAGAAUUCUGUUCUUCAUGUAAAAGCCGAAGUCCACAAAUCUCUGGACAGUUACGCAUCCAGUUUAGCAAAAGCUAUUGAAGCUGACGUGAAAAUCAGUUUGUUUGGGGAAGAUGCUUUACCAGGAGCUCUGUUCCCUGUGCGGACUGUCCCAGGAAGCAGCAUGAACACACGGCGUGGCAUCAGGCCCCAUGCCAGCCAAAGACUUCAGUUGCAGAGCAUCGAUGAAGGGGGUGUUUGACAGGAGCACCGGAGGAAGAAAACAGAAUGAAACCACUAAGCGGGACCGACUGCAGCUGUUACUGUUUUCACAGAACCAGGAUACCUUGUUGGGAAGUUUUCAGUGUUUUUGAAACACUUGAAAACCAGCUGAAUUAUGGUACUUACACCAGCAUUUUACAGCAGUAUUUGUUUACUGGUUAGGGGUGCUAUUGACUCUUUUGUGCCAUGUCUUAAAUCUGUCACGCAGUGCAUAGGAAUGCAGCGUUUGGUUUCAUGGACCAGAUCAAUUAGUCUGUUGAAUCUUGGGUUCAUCAUUGGCCAAAGCCGACUAAGGAAUGAAAAAGAAAAGUAUGUGCAGUGUUUAAUUCAUUAGUGCGGUAAUCCUUUUCUGACCACCAGACUAAUCAGUUUAUACCUGACAGCUGGAGUGCUGUGACAGGAGCUUGUGCAUUGGAUACUACAUACUGCCUUACUGUCACAGACUCCCAAAUGGUGGAGCAUGGACUUCACUAGGGGACAAAAUCUGAAUUUUUCAGAGAGCUCAUGCAGAUUAUGGUCCUGCUUACCCUUGCUAGUGGAUAUUUCUGGCUGUUCAGCCGUAGGAACACCAGAUCUGAAACUAGAUUGUGCAUUAUGACACGCCAGCUUCUCGAGGUGUAAUGGGUGGAAGCAGACCUGUGCUGGAAAUAUCACAAAAAUGGUAUUUGAGGAAAUCAUCAAUGUGGAGUUCUUAGUUUCUCUGAGAACUUCAGUUCACUUCCCUGGUUUUACCUUUACUGAAAGGAGGCUCUAUGGCUACGGUGAUUUUGACAGAAUAUAAAUAAGGUAUUACCACUUUAUAUUUGGGAUUCAUCUUUUCUAGAGAGAAAGGUUCUGAGUUUUAGGGUUUUGGUUUUUUUUUUUUAAUUGUGAGGGAAUGUAGUAUUUAAGCAAUAGUUACCUCAGCAAGUAUAUUCCUUGGGAGUAUUAAUUCAUUAAUCUCUAAAAUAAGAACAUUUGGCACUUAUACUGCACUUUGCAUGUUCUUAAGCACUGUCCAGGCAUUACCUUGCUAGGCCUUUAUGAGAAGGUUCCUCAGCCCUGCUUGCCAAAGAAGGGGAACUUGGCAACAACAGUCCUGCUGCUGGCAAUGAAACGAGCUGCAAAGGUGGGAAGGUUUGUUACAAAAAGAGGGAUGAAGUGGAUCGUAGGAAAAUGCCUGGCUUGAGGAACCUUUCUGUGCCUUCCUGGGCUGGCUCCUUCCUUACUGUGUUGGUGGUUACAGCCCUGCCUUAACUACUUAUUUCAAAGAGAAGGAGAUCUAAGUAAGUAGGAUCAUUCUUUUGGGGUGGGUGUUGGUAGCAAAUGGACUUAGGGACCAAGGAUUUGCAUUCGUUGACUCUUGUGCCUGCUCCCCCUGCCUCCAUCUUUCCCCAGCAGUGGUUUGUAUGAGUUUUUGCUGCAGAUUGUUUGGAAAUCAAGGGCAGGAUGUUUCCAUCUGGGCAAAACCUGGGUGUAUGCUUGUUAAAUUAUGAGUGUGUGUGACUUAGUUGGAGGCACAGAAGCAAACUAUUUUUGAGGCAGAUCCUCAGUCCAGUACUGUAUUUAGUAGACAUCCUGUUUGUCUGUGUUCCCAACUCAGAAAUACGUUUUAGCACAAGCUUACGUCUGUCUCAGGACAAAGCAGCUUGACUUUAGGAACUAGCCUGAAUCCCAUGAUGUUCCCAUGUAAGUUGUAACGGCAUUCUUAAAAUUCUGGUUUGCUGAUUGAGAACAGGCAGUUAAAACAAGAACACUUAAGCACCAGUAAGAUGGCUCUUUGGGUAAGGCAGGAAUAAAACAACUAACAGUAGUGAGGUCCUCACAGCUUAUUUUUUGCUUCUAGUGUGUGAGAUAAAUUGGCACCUGUGGGCACUCAUUUAAAAAAAAAAAAAAUGCCAGUAUUUGCCAGGAAAUGCCCUACACUGAGGUCAUUAUUGCAGUUGUUAACAUUACAAUCACAGUUGCUCCUAAUACUCAGCACUCCUUAAAGUACACAGGUGGCUUGGGUACUUGUUCAAGCCACCUCAGGUGGUUUGGAGUAUUUCAUCUGCAUCCCUUUUAUUUCUUAUUCCUGCUUCAAAAUCAGCUGAGCAAAGUUGUCACCGAAUGUGAAAAGGGCAUAAGUGAGUAUGAAUGCAUUGAGGCGAAGUUGGUGGUAGCCCAAAACCGUAUAUUUAGGUGGAAAAAUUCCAAGGCACAGGUGAGCACAGAAUUGUUAGUAUUGUAUAAAAUGCACGUUUUUCACACAGGUACUGAGCCGGAUUCAGGCAUCGGGUGGAGUUGGAGUGGCCUCAGUUUACACCGUGGCUGAAUUUGGCUGCCAGUGUUAAUUUCACUAAUCUGUUAUUUAGUGUAAAUGUUGUUAAUAUUUUUGUACACACAUUAUAACCUUUCCGUAAUUCUGUUAUUACCACAGCCGUUAUCUCACUUGAAUUGUCAUUAACAAAAAGCAGUGAGUAAGAAAUGCACACAUUUUUGUAAAACUGUAUUCUGCGUUUUAAAUACAACAGAAAAAAAAAAACC
Calidris pugnax (ruff) is the source of this 5170-nucleotide messenger RNA. It is a transcript of the gene GPR161, whose product is annotated as G protein-coupled receptor 161. The coding region runs from base 996 to 2645 and encodes 549 amino acids. Gene Ontology annotation, molecular function: G protein-coupled receptor activity. NCBI's taxonomy places the organism in Eukaryota, Metazoa, Chordata, Aves, Charadriiformes, Scolopacidae. The record is from RefSeq and is a predicted model, not a curated record. Gene Ontology annotation, cellular component: recycling endosome; membrane. The transcript is spliced from 8 exons. Gene Ontology annotation, biological process: G protein-coupled receptor signaling pathway.